AUGUCGGCGGAAAGUUCGCCGAUAAAGUCUUCAAGAUCUUUGAAUAAAAUUGACAGUCUCGAUGACUUCGAAAACCAAGAUACAUUGUUAAAACAUGUUGAUAUAUCAAUUGUGGAGUCAGAAAAGCGCGCUAACGGUACUUUGCAUGUACGCGAUCACUACACCGUGUAUCUAAUUGAUCUCAAAGUAACAGAUCCUGAAUAUAAAAUAGUUCAGUCUAAAAUAAGCACAAUAUGGAGAAGAUACACAGAAUUUGAACAAAUACAUGAUUAUAUGCAAGUGACCUAUCCACAUGUUGUCAUUCCACCUCUGCCAGAGAAAAGGGUUUUAUAUGCUUGGCGUAAAUCUGAUACAACAGAUCCCGAGUUCAUAGAAAGGAGAAGAGCUGGUCUUGAGAACUUCUUGCUACGAGUUGCAUCUCAUCCCCAGCUUUGUUUUGAUGAUCAAUUCAUAAAUUUCCUCCAACAAGAACAUGGAUGGAGGGAGACCAUAACAGAUAGUGGCUAUCUUUUACAUGCGGAAAAUAAACUAAAGUCAUUCUCAGUGUCUAUAAGGCUUAAGAAGCCCGAUCCUGAAAUUGAUGGGGUAAAAAACUACGGUAGGCUUCUUGAAACAAAUUUAGGCAACUUUCUUUACACCAGGUCUAAAAUUAUUGAAAAGAAUUACGCACUUUGUAAGUUACAUGCUAACUAUGGAAAGUUAUUCAGUGAAUGGAGUGUGAUUGAGAAGGAGAUGGGAGAUGGAUUGCAGAAGGCUGGCCAUUAUUUUGAUUCGAUAGCGGACUCGAUAGAAUCAGUAGCGGAGGAUGAGGAGCAGUUGGCAGAUCAGCUGAAGGAGUACCUGUUCUAUGCAGAAGCGUUGCAACAGCUAUGUGCCAACCACGAGGCGCUGCAGUGGGCGUUAGAGACAGCCCAUGAAGCCCUUAAUAACCGGAUAGCGGAAAGGAACCGUGCGGCGGCGGGCAAGUCGGGCAUCAUGUCGCGUAUAUUCGGCACCACCGACCCCGACAUAGUGCGCGACCAGAGCACGCGCGCGCUCGACUCCAAGAUACAAGCGGACAGAGACGCCAUUGAAAAGGCCAGGAGAGACCUAGAAGACUUCACAAAGAAAGCUACAGUGGAAAUAGAACACUUUCAAAAGCAGAAAGACAAAGAUCUACAUGAAUCACUCGUUGCAUUCAUUACUCUGCAAGUGAAAGCGGCCAAAAAGAACCUACAAGCGUGGACGCAAAUCAAAGAAUGUCUACAAAAUAUGCCC
Messenger RNA from Brenthis ino (lesser marbled fritillary), 1257 nucleotides. The record is from the annotation of a GenBank genome assembly. NCBI's taxonomy places the organism in Eukaryota, Metazoa, Arthropoda, Insecta, Lepidoptera, Nymphalidae.